Messenger RNA from Zingiber officinale, 2772 nucleotides. Its product is annotated as cullin-1-like. Bases 233 to 2467 code for a protein of 744 amino acids. Gene Ontology annotation, molecular function: ubiquitin protein ligase binding. The record is from RefSeq and is a predicted model, not a curated record. Lineage: Eukaryota; Viridiplantae; Streptophyta; Magnoliopsida; Zingiberales; Zingiberaceae. The transcript has 20 exons. Gene Ontology annotation, cellular component: cullin-RING ubiquitin ligase complex. Gene Ontology annotation, biological process: ubiquitin-dependent protein catabolic process; protein ubiquitination.
UUGUGAAGAUCCCAUGCGGGAGGACGAAGCUUUUUGAUUUUUCCCCCAACCUCCUUCGGUUUUCAUCGCAAUCGUCAAACUUCAUCGGUCACCGUCGCGACCACAGCAGGCCGCUCCGACUCCUUUCUCCCUCUCCCGCACUAUCUUCCGCUUCUUUUAGGAUGGCAGGUGGCUGGAGUUAGGGUUUGGAUUCGCGGCGGAUUUGGUUGCGGGGAGGGGGGCGCGGAGCAGGAUGUCGAUGCACGAGAGGAAGACGAUCGAUUUGGAGCAGGGAUGGGAGUUCAUGCAGAAGGGUAUCACCAAGCUGAAGAACAUCUUGGAGGGGCUCCCGGAGCCGCAGUUUAGCUCGGAGGACUACAUGAUGCUCUACACGACUAUAUACAACAUGUGCACUCAGAAACCUCCGCACGAUUACUCGCAGCAGCUAUACGACAAGUACAGGGAGUCUUUUGAGGAGUACAUCACUUCCAUGGUAUUGCCAUCUUUGAGAGAGAAACAUGACGAAUUUAUGCUGAGGGAAUUAGUUAAAAGAUGGUUAAAUCAUAAAGUCAUGGUCAGAUGGCUUUCUCGUUUUUUUCAUUAUCUUGAUCGCUAUUUCAUUGCACGGAGGUCACUUCCUCCGCUGAAUGAAGUUGGCCUUACUUGUUUCCGUGAGCUGGUUUAUCAUGAGGUCAAAGGGAAGGUUAAAGAUGCUGUUAUUUCUCUGAUUGAUCGAGAAUGCGAGGGGGAGCAAAUUGAUCGCGCUUUGUUGAAGAAUGUCUUGGACAUUUUUGUGGAGAUUGGGUUGGGUAAUAUGGAAUGUUAUGAAAAUGACUUUGAAGCAGAUCUACUCGAGGAUACUGCAGCCUAUUAUUCUAGGAAAGCUUCAAAUUGGAUUCUAGAAGAUUCAUGCCCAGAUUACAUGUUAAAGGCUGAAGAGUGCUUAAAGCGUGAGAAAGAUAGGGUAGCUCAUUACUUGCAUUCUACUAGUGAACAGAAGAUGCUAGAGAAAGUGCAACACGAGUUGCUGUUUGCAUAUGCCAGCCAACUUCUGGAAAAGGAACAUUCUGGGUGCCAUGCCUUACUUCGAGACGACAAGGUGGAGGACCUCUCACGUAUGUAUAGGCUCUUUUGCAGAAUAUCUCGUGGUCUUGAUCCUGUUUCUCAAAUAUUUAAGCAGCAUGUGACUGCUGAGGGUACAGCCUUGGUCAAACAAGCAGAAGAUGCUGCAAGUACCAAGAAGGCAGAGAAAAGGGAUGUUGUUGGUUUGCAAGAACAGGUUUUUGUUAGAAAAAUUAUUGAACUCCAUGACAAAUACUUGGCCUAUGUGAAUGACUGCUUUCAGAAUCACUCUCUAUUCCAUAAGGCACUGAAAGAAGCUUUUGAGGUUUUCUGCAACAAGGGUGUUGCUGGCAGCUCAAGUGCUGAGUUGCUAGCUACUUUCUGCGAUAAUAUCCUUAAGAAGGGGGGAACCGAAAAACUCAGUGAUGAAGCCAUUGAAGAGACACUAGAGAAAGUUGUAAAGCUACUUGCAUAUAUCAGUGACAAAGAUCUGUUUGCUGAGUUCUAUCGGAAGAAGCUUGCUAGGAGAUUACUUUUUGACAAAAGUGCUAAUGAUGACCACGAGAGGAGUAUUUUGACAAAGCUAAAGCAGCAAUGUGGCGGACAGUUCACCUCAAAAAUGGAGGGCAUGGUGACUGAUCUAACUCUUGCCAGAGAAAAUCAAUCUAGUUUUGAAGAAUAUCUCAACACAAAUUCUCAAGCAAAUCCGGGGAUAGAUCUAACAGUUACUGUUUUGACAACUGGAUUUUGGCCAAGUUACAAAUCAUUUGAUCUCAACCUCCCUGUAGAGAUGGUUAAGUGUGUAGAAGUUUUCAGAGAGUUUUAUCAGACCAAAACCAAACACAGAAAGCUUACAUGGAUCUAUUCUUUGGGCACAUGUAACAUCAAUGGCAAGUUUGAGCCCAAGACAAUGGAACUUAUUGUGACAACUUAUCAGGCAGCCGCCCUGCUGUUGUUUAAUGCUUCGGACAGAUUGAGUUAUCAAGAGAUAAUGGCGCAGCUUAACUUGGGUGAUGAUGAUGUCAUCAGAUUGCUUCACUCCCUUUCUUGUGCCAAGUAUAAGAUUCUCAAUAAAGAGCCAAAUACAAAAUCUAUUUCUUCAAAUGAUGUUUUUGAGUUCAAUUCCAAAUUCACUGACAAAAUGAGAAGGAUCAAGAUACCUUUACCCCCAGUGGAUGAGAAGAAAAAAGUAAUAGAAGAUGUUGACAAAGAUCGACGGUAUGCUAUUGAUGCCUCUAUUGUUCGAAUUAUGAAAAGUCGGAAAGUAUUGGGCCAUCAGCAGUUGGUGAUGGAAUGUGUUGAACAGCUUGGUCGCAUGUUCAAGCCUGACUUCAAAGCAAUUAAGAAAAGAAUAGAAGAUCUAAUCACGAGAGAUUAUUUGGAGAGAGACAAGGAUAACCCAAAUAUUUUCAGAUACUUGGCUUGACCUUUGGAGAAACACAAUUAUCUGGCCUCAUUAUUUCAGGCAUCCGAACAUGAAUUUCCAAAUUCGAGACUGCAAAUUUCAGGCCUUAGUUAUACUCAAAAGGGUACCUGGCUGAAAAAAGGAGAAAAUUCAAGAACCUGAGACAGCUUCCUUGUAUAUCCAUGCUGAAACAAGCUUUACUAGCAUUAAUAUCUGCAGCAACGAGAAUUGUGUAAUGUGAAAUUUCUAGUGCUAAGUUGGUUAUUGUAUUUUCUUAUUGUAAUCAAAGGAUGUUUGACCUUGUCUUUGAAUUCUUGUUUUCUGUC